AUGGUACCAACAUCCAGAGCUGUGCGCAUACCAGAAGCCGGCUCAGAGAGUGAUACCCUCGAGAAAGUGAGUGAUUCGGGCAUUCGUGGCAAGAAACCUACUGACGGACGUGCAAGACUCGUCGAUAACUUGCAGACUCAGAUCGAUCAGUACCACUCUGUCUUCCACCGCCUGUUCCCAGGGAAGGAACUUGAGGACUUCCUUUCUCUUUCCCGAGAAGGGCUCAUCAACCUUGCGGUCACUCUGCCAGCACCGCAUGCCUCGCCGGGCGAUACUCCAGAUCCAGUACAGGUCCUUGGGGGUGCUGUACAGAAGUCUGAAGGAGCAGAAAGCCUUGAAGCACUUGAACAAGCACCAGAGCAGGAUCCUGAGACAGACGAGGCAAAGCGCUUGCGAGACAAGAUUCAAGGUAUCUCCGACGAUGUCAACGGGCUUUCGCUCUCAGUCGACCGAGCCUCGACCUAUGUUGGCAUCUCUUCCAUCAACGCAGCGAUGAAGGUCAUCUUCAAAGCGGCACCUAUCGCUCGACCGUUCAUUGCGCAGACAUCUGCCGAAAGUACUGAGCCCAGUAGAAGCUCUACUCCUCCACCUUAUGUCCUCGAUCCGGAUCCAUAUUAUCUUCCUCCUGCCGAUGUGGGCGAGAGGCUCAUCGACUCAUACUUCGCCCACAUCCACGUCCUGAUGCCCCUCAUCGACGAAGACCACUUUCGCCAUAGCUUUCUGUACGGGACCCGAAGAGACUCUCCAUGGCUGGCCCUUUUGAACAUGGUUAUGGCUUUGGGCGCACUUGCCAGCUCGACCUGUGAAAAUGAAGACCACAUUGCUUUCUACAAACGAGCGCGGGAACAUCUGACCCAAGAAGGCUUUGGAAGUGGGAACUUGUUCGUACUGCAAGCCUCAGCACUUCUCAGCGGAUACUACCUGCAUUGGCUGAAUAGGCCAAACGAAGCGAACGGCGUCAUGGGCGCAACAUUGCGAAUGGCGACCGCACAUGGCCUUCACAGGGAAUACAGCGACUCUCAUCGGUCGAAUGCUGCAGGAGGAACUGUCAUCAUGAGCGGCUUGGAAGUACCUGUCGAGAUCAGGAGGAGGACUUGGUGGAGCCUCUACAUUCUGGACUCUUGGGCAAGCAUCACGACUGGACGGCCAUCAUUAGGGCGAACCGGCGACGGGAUCACUAUCCUGGCACCGCGAAUACCCGAACAGAUGAACAAUGCUCAGUACCUGGCAUCACUCAGGCUACUGCCGAUCAUCCACAACAUCGCGUUUUGCAAGAUUGCCACAAAAGUGCAAGAUCUACUUGCUGCCCACUCAAUGAUUGGGUUUGACGAACUUUUUGCUCUGGACGCCGAGUUGGAGAAAUGGCAUGAUGACCUUCCGCCCAUACUUUCAGACGUCGUUGAACGGAACCAGCAGAAUGGAAGGAACGAACACUUCCACGGUGAAGUCAAACAUCUCUCUCCUCAAGCACCCAGCACCUCGACGAGCAAGGCCUCCUUUGAUUUCUCACAGCCACCAGAGCGGGAUAAGACCGCCUGUCCGGAGGUCCUGAAGACGCCGAGAGCGAUUAUGCACUGGAGGUAUCAAAAUUUGAGGAUCUUGAUGCACCGGCCUAUACUGCUGGCAACGGCCCUGAAGAGGACUCCGUAUACCAAAAGGUCUACCGAGGAGAAAUUAGCUGUUGGCCGAUGCCGUAUCGUUGCUGGUCAGACGAUUACCGAUAUCAACGAUACCGCGCAGGAGUCGCUCAUAUCCGGCUGGAACGCUGUCUGGAUGAUGUAUCAGGCUGUGAUGGUUCCGUUGGUCUCUCUGUUCUCAGUAUUGGCAUUGCCGCCGACAGCCGUCGCUGCAGACAGUCCCAACGCAACCCCUUCGGGCAGUGAAGGCUCGAUUAUUCCUGGUAGUGACGAUGAUGUCGACAAGUGGAGACGGGAAAUCGAGCUGUCUAUCGACUUCUUUGGCCGAAUGACCCGCUGGUCUGUAGCUGCGAGAAAGAGCAGAGAUGUUGUCCAACGACUGUACGACGCAACGAAAUAUGUCAGCGAGCAUCACGCUCAACUCCACCAACAACAGGAAGAGAUGAUGCAGAGGAAAGACUCCGUACCAGCCGUGCAACCCCCUGAAUCGACCAUGACGAGCCAAGGCACAUUGCUCAGCCCCAUAGGAGAAUCCUACGGAGUUCCAUUUGCUUCUCACGAUCAUGCUUUCGUACAACCACAGCCAUGGAUAACGAAUCCCAACGCCGAGGCCGCUAUGAAUGACUUCUGGGACGGCAUGAUGUGGGAGUCGUAUCCGGGCGAGUUGUCUGACGCUGCGAAUUUCGCGCAGAGUAUGGAGCAGAUGGAUUGGUGGCAGCAGGUGCCCGUUCCUGUUGAUCAAAAUUGGAUGCAAUGGGGACAACCUAACAGCAACAUACCGCCGUGA
Messenger RNA from Zasmidium cellare ATCC 36951, 2424 nucleotides. RefSeq lists its product as uncharacterized. Gene Ontology annotation, biological process: positive regulation of transcription from RNA polymerase II promoter by galactose; DNA-templated transcription. Lineage: Eukaryota; Fungi; Ascomycota; Dothideomycetes; Mycosphaerellales; Mycosphaerellaceae. The transcript has a single exon. The record is from RefSeq and is a predicted model, not a curated record. Gene Ontology annotation, cellular component: nucleus. The coding region runs from base 1 to 2424 and encodes 807 amino acids. Gene Ontology annotation, molecular function: DNA-binding transcription factor activity, RNA polymerase II-specific; RNA polymerase II cis-regulatory region sequence-specific DNA binding; zinc ion binding.